AUUAGAAACCUGUCAUGGAACACCGAUGAUGAAAGUCUGCGCUCUCAUUUCAGCAACUAUGGCAACAUCGUCAUGCGUGAUCGAGACACUGGCCGCUCUCGAGGCUUUGGAUUUGUGACCUAUAGCAAUUCCAAUGAGGCUGAGAGUGCAAUCGGCGCUAUGAACGAACAAGAAAUUGAUGGGAAACAUGUCAAGGUCAACCUGGCUAAUGCGCGUAGUGCUGGAGGCGGCGGUGGUGGCUAUGCAGGAGGUCAAGGCGGUUAUGGUGGAGGAUACGGCAGUGGUUAUACUCAAGGAGGAUAUAGUGGAGGCUAUUAA
Fusarium oxysporum Fo47 is the source of this 318-nucleotide messenger RNA. RefSeq lists its product as uncharacterized. NCBI's taxonomy places the organism in Eukaryota, Fungi, Ascomycota, Sordariomycetes, Hypocreales, Nectriaceae. The transcript has 3 exons. The record is from RefSeq and is a predicted model, not a curated record. The annotation marks the transcript as partial. Gene Ontology annotation, molecular function: RNA binding.